Arctia plantaginis is the source of this 591-nucleotide messenger RNA. Lineage: Eukaryota; Metazoa; Arthropoda; Insecta; Lepidoptera; Erebidae. The record is from the annotation of a GenBank genome assembly.
AUGACUGGUUCAUGUAAAAGAAAACUUUUGGUGAUAGGAAAAGCUAAAAAACCGCGUUGCUUUAAGAACAUUCAAUCUUUACCUGUAACUUAUGAAAACAACAGUAGGUUCUGGAUGACAUCGCAAAUUUCUGAAAAAUGGCUGCGUAGCUGGGAUGCAGAAUUGAAGUCUGGAGGAAACAAAAUUCUUCUCCUAGUAGACAACUGUCCCGCUCACCCUAAAGUCUCCAAUCUGAAAUGCAUAAAGCUUGUGUUUUUACCUCCCAAUGUCACCUCUGUUUUACAGCCCACUGACCAAGGAAUGAUAAAAGCUUUAAAAACACAAUACAGAAAACUUCAAGUGCUCCAAAUGAUACAGAAUAUUGAAAAGAGCAAAGAUACUAAAAGUCUUAAUGUUUUGGAUGCAAUCCUAAUGAUAUCGGAAGCUUGGGAAAAGGUCACACAGACCACUAUAGCCAACAGCUUUCGCCAUGCAGGUUUCAAAGAUCUCUCUCCAUCACAAGCGGAGGACGACGAUGAUAUUCCGCUAGUGAGAAUGAUACAAUCUACAGAUGAAGAUGACAACGUACCACUUGCUGAAUUGGUUGCUUAG